AUGAAACGUAAACAAUUUGAAUGGUACCUUAGUUCAUUGUCAUCAUUUAAAAAUCCGAAAAUUGAAUUUGAACAAUAUUCUACAUCACCAGAGUUAUGUAUAGAUAUUAUAACAACAAUAGAAGAUUUAAUAGGAUUUGAAGAUAAAAAAGUGGCUGACCUUGGUUGUGGACCUGGUAUUUUAUUAUUAGGUGCUGGAGCGUUUGAACCAUCAAUGUUAGUUGGUUUUGACAUUGAUGAAGAAGCACUAGAUAUAUGUAGGGAAAAUAUUGAGAAUAGUGAAUUGGAGGACAAUAUAAAUAUUGAAUUAAUUAACUGUAAUCUUUUAGAAGAUAAAAAUGUUGAAAAGUAUAAAGACAUGUUUGAUAUAAUAAUUACAAAUCCACCAUUUGGAACAAAAAAUAAUUCUGGUAUUGAUAUAAAAUUUAUUGAAAUUGGUUUAAAAAUGUUAAAAAAUGGUGGAAGUUUAUUUUCAUUACAUAAAACAAGUACAAGAAAUUUUGUGAUUAAACAUGGUAACAGUGUUGAUGGUAUUGAAACUGAAUGUAUUGCACAACUAAGAUGGAAUCUCGAUAAAACCUAUAAAUUUCACAAACAAAAAACAAAAGAUAUUGAUGUAGAUUUGAUAAAGUUUUAUAAAAAAUAA
Strongyloides ratti is the source of this 645-nucleotide messenger RNA. Its product is annotated as Methyltransferase-like protein 5. Gene Ontology annotation, molecular function: nucleic acid binding; rRNA (adenine-N6-)-methyltransferase activity. The transcript has a single exon. Bases 1 to 645 code for a protein of 214 amino acids. The record is from RefSeq and is a predicted model, not a curated record. Lineage: Eukaryota; Metazoa; Nematoda; Chromadorea; Rhabditida; Strongyloididae. Gene Ontology annotation, biological process: rRNA methylation.